Messenger RNA from Monodelphis domestica (gray short-tailed opossum), 5085 nucleotides. It is a transcript of the gene POLK, whose product is annotated as DNA polymerase kappa. NCBI's taxonomy places the organism in Eukaryota, Metazoa, Chordata, Mammalia, Didelphimorphia, Didelphidae. Gene Ontology annotation, molecular function: DNA-directed DNA polymerase activity; damaged DNA binding. The record is from RefSeq and is a predicted model, not a curated record. Gene Ontology annotation, biological process: error-prone translesion synthesis. Gene Ontology annotation, cellular component: nucleus.
CUUCCCAUACAUACCCUCUUCUCAACCCCGGGCCCAAAGCGUUUGUGAAGAGCCCCCUGGCUGCCGACUGGACCGGACCGGACCGGACUUGAACUCGAACUCCUUCCUGUAGAUCGUGGAGAGACUGCGCAGCACCCUAAGCCACCCUUUAGGGGGCUCGAGGUAGCUAUGUCACUCUGCUCCCCAACUCCCCAGCGACGGCGAGAAGCCCAACGUAGGCCCGGUGCUGCUUGACCCUGUGUGUCAGGGAGUCCGCGCGUGCGCACCCCGGGGAACCCAAAUUUGUGCGGCACAGGAUGCCCGGGCAUGUAGGGAUGCUGUAGGAAUUAAAUGAUACACAGGCCAAAAUUUAUUCAGAUUCUCUAAAAUGAUUUCAUUUGCUGUAUCUGGUAAAGGAUUUCUGGUGCAAAUACACUUCUAUAUUCAGCAAAAGUGAUUAUUUGAAAUUGCCUUGAGAAUCUUCAAAGAAUUCUACAGAAAAUAUAUUUAUUAUGUGAUUAAUAACUAAUAAUUUAUUCAUUUGCAUAAUGGACAACGAUGGGCUUCUGCUUAGAAUGGGACUGAAUGAUAACAAAGCAGGAAUGGAAGGAUUAGAUAAGGAGAAAAUAAAUAAAAUUAUCAUGGAAGCCAGUAAGGGAUCUAGAUUUUAUGAAAAUGAGCUCAAAAAGGAAAAACAAGUAAACCAACGAAUUGAAAAUAUGAUGCAACAAAAAUCUCAAAUUACUACAAAGCAGCUCUGGAAAGCACAAUUACAGGUUGACAAAUUUGCAAUGGAAUUGGAACAGAGCCGUGACCUGCACUGUACUAUUAUACACAUCGACAUGGAUGCUUUUUAUGCAGCUGUAGAAAUGAGAGACAAUCCAGAACUGAGGGAUAAGCCUAUUGCAGUAGGAUCAAUGCGUAUGCUGGCCACUUCAAAUUAUCAUGCAAGAAGGUUUGGAGUACGGGCAGCUAUGCCUGGAUUUAUUGCCAAGAGACUCUGCCCACAAUUAACCAUAGUGGCUCCAAAUUUUGACAAAUAUAAAAAAAUAAGCAAAGAGGUUAGGGAAAUUCUUGCUGAUUAUGAUCCAAAUUUUAUGGCCAUGAGCCUUGAUGAAGCCUACUUGAAUAUAACAAAGCACUUAGAGGAAAGACAAAACUGGCCUGAGGAUAAACGAAGACAUUUCAUUAAAACAGGAAACCCUUCAGAAAAUGAUAAAACAGAAGCUGUUGGAUCAAGGGCACCAGAGUUAAAUGAAGAUACCUUAUCCGUCUCUCCUUUGCUCUUUGAAGAUAGCCCCCCUCAGCUAAAGAAACCAGAGCCAGAAAUUCCUUCCCAGGAGCACUUUGAAGAACAGAGAGAUCCUCAAGGCCUCCAAAAUUCAGUUAUUUUUGGUACUUCUGCUGAGGAAGUAGUAAAGGAAAUUAGGUUCAGAAUCAAACAAAAAACAUCACUAACAGCCAGCGCAGGCAUUGCUCCAAAUACAGUGUUGGCAAAAGUGUGCAGUGAUAAAAAUAAACCAAAUGGACAAUACCAAAUUCCCCCUACCAGACAAGCUGUGAUGGACUUCAUCAAGGAUUUACCCAUUAGAAAAGUUCCAGGAAUAGGGAAAGUAACAGAGAAAAUGUUAAAAGCGCUUGGAAUUAUCACUUGCUCAGACCUUUACCAGAAGAGGGCCCUACUUUCUCUUCUUUUUUCUGAAACAUCUUGGCACAGUUUUCUUCAUAUUUCCCUUGGUCUGGGUUCAACACAAAUGGAAAGGGAUGGAGAGAGGAAAAGUAGGAGCAUUGAAAGAACAUUCACUGAGAUAAGUAAAGCAGAAGAACUGUAUAGCUUGUGCCAAGAACUUUGUAGUGAUUUAGCUCAGGAUCUACAAAGAGAAGGACUUAAGGGCAAAACAGUUACUAUUAAGCUGAAGAAUGUAAAUUUUGAAGUAAAAACCCGAGCAUCUACUGUAGCAGCUGUUGUUUCUACUGCAGAAGAAAUAUUUGCUAUUGCUAAGGAACUGCUAAAAGCAGAAAUUGAUGCUGAUUAUCCACAGCCCUUAAGACUAAGACUUAUGGGUGUACGGAUAUCAGGCUUUGCCAAUGAAGAAGACCCAAAGAACCGACAAAGAAGCAUAAUUAGCUUCUUAAAAGCCGGAGGCCACAGCCUAGAUACAGUUGGAUCUGUGCUGGAGAAAAAUGACCGAGAUCGAGUUGUGAAGCCUCCUGAAGCAUCUCACAAGGAGAGUUUCUUCACUAAAAAGCGGUCAGAAAUGAGUUGGAACCACCAAGUCAUCUUUAAAUGUGAGCCUGAGGCUAAACAAGACUUCCAGGUUUCACAGCCACCUAGUCUUUCAAAGGAAGAAAUGAAUGAAAAUUUAGCAACAUCAGAAAAUGUAGAUGAAUGUCAGGUCUUUACCUGUCCUAUUUGUUUUAUGGAACAAGGAAAGAUCUGCCUGGAAGCACUUAACCGACAUGUGGAUGAAUGUCUCAGUAGGACUCUGAUAGACUGUGAUCCCAAAAUGGUUGCUGUCCCACAAUCUCAGUCUCUUUGUUCAGAAGUAAAUCCAGAUUUAAAACCCCAGAAGACUAUAGAAAGCCCUUUAGUAGAUUUUGUGCCUUCUGUAAGUGUAGAUGUGCUUUCUAAAGGACAUCAUACAGCAGCUCUGAGCACAGUAGCAGGGAAUGAAAAAAACCAAAAACAGUACUCUAGCCUCUGGAACAACUCUUGUCUUGAUGAAUAUUUUUAUCAGAAUCCUUCACAUGAAAAUGAAGGAUCUGAUGCCACAUCUUCAGGUGAACCAAAAGCCCUCCAGACCAAUUUGUCACAAGAUAAAUAUACAUUGGUGUGUCCUGUUUGCAACUUAGAGCAAAAGACUUCUGAUCUGAUGCUGUUCAAUGGUCAUGUGGAUAUUUGCUUAAAUAAAGGUCUUAUCAAGGAACUAAGGGAGGACAAUGUUAAUCUAGUUAUGAAUUGCUCAACAGAAAGUUCUAAGAAUACUACUGAGAGCUCAGGCAAAAUGCAGAGGCCUGGGAAUAACAUGGCAAAAAUGAAAAGGCCAGGAUUGAUGACCAAUAAUUCAACAUCAAAGAAAACCAAACCAAACAAUUCCAAAUACACCAUUGAUACCUUCUUUAAAUGAACAAGAAGAAUUAGAAGUCAUUUCUUAACUAUGAAUUUUUUCAAUUCUUAUUUUAAAAUUACAGAUUGAAUCAAUGAAUGAGAAUGACUUGAUGCUAGAAUCUUCUAGUACUGCUGUCAAUAAUGUUAAUAAGAUUAUAAAUUUGGUUUGACUGGAACCUAUAGAAGGCACAUGAAGAAAAUCACAUCAUUUGUGCCUAAGGGUUUCUUAAAACCAAAAAAAAAAAAACAACCUCAUUUUGCUUAUCCUUUUUUUUUUUAAACAUCUUUCAAUAAGCACAUAAGUUCACUUUUUCACUUUUUAAAUUAAAUUUAAUCCCAAGAUUUUAAUGUAUUUCCCUACCUAUAUAAUAGCAGCUCAAAAGAGCAAUAUUCUGUUGAAUCAAUCUUUUUUUGUAUUUUUAAGUCAUUUAAUUUUUUAAAUUUUGCUUUUCUAAUAAUGCCUCCCUCUCUUGCUCUGGCUGAAAGUACAGGAGCUACUGACAGGUCUGAUCUCACAGCUGAUCAGCAUGGGAAUUUUGACCUGCCCUGUUUCUGAUGUGGGCUAGUUUGAGCCCCCUUAGGCAGUCUAUUCUUGUGUCUGUCCAGCCCCUCCUCACUAUCCUUUCCCAGGGACUCAUGACAUUGAUGUCAAACUUGGUGUGGACACUUGAUUAGCUCAGCCCAUUGUAACUCACAACUCCAGAGCUGAAGAGAUCUGCCAACAUCAACAUCUCCAGGAGCUAGAAUUACAAAACAAUUUUUAUGAGAAAUCUUUGAGAUGAAGUGUGCAAUUAUAAAUAUUAUGAUAUGUAUUGAAGCCUUUAAUUAUAUAAUACUCUAGUUAAAUAUAGUUUAAUAAUUUAAUUUAUAUUUCUGAAGAAAUUAAUUUAAGUACAGUAUCUAAUAAAUUAAUAAAAAGAACAUAAGUUUUUUUAGGGAUAACAUAUCAAAAUAGCAUUUGAACAAAAGCAAUAAAAUUUGACCUCUAAAUUGGAGCAGCUAGUUAGCUCAGUGGUUGAGAGCCAAGCCUGGAGAAUAGAGGUCCUGAGUUCAAAUUUGACCUUAAACAUUUCCUAGCUGUGUGACCUUGGGCAAAUCACUUAACCCAUUAAGCCCUUACCACUCAUUUGCCUUGGAACCAAUACUUAGUAUAGAUUCUAAGAGAAAAAAGAUCAAUAGCAUCAUGUUGUUAUUAUGGCUAGAGGGCCAUCCUCAAAGCCAGCAAGACCUGGGUUCACAAGCUGCUUUUUCUUACACUGAUUUUGUGACCCAGAAAAAAAAAUUGCUUAAUUUCUCAGUUCUCUGUACAACUCUCCAAGAUUUCAGAGACGAUGCUAGCCUACAUUGGUAAAGGGACUCAUAUGGGAAAACCCUGUGUCAGUGAAAUGAUAGGUCUAGUCCCAAUCCUAUCAUUAACAAAAGUUCUAGGAUCUCAAAAUUAUUACCAGAAUAUCUGGUAUUCUGGGAAACCUGUUCACUUCUAGAAUGUCAAUUUAAUGAGGAAAAAAAAUCCAUCUCGUAGGAAAACCCCAAGAACAAAGAGUUAAUGUCUUAAUAAAGGGAAAGUAAAAUGCAGUUAUUCAUCCAUGACCCUCUUUCUCUAUGCUAUGUAUCACACUCUGAAACAGGGCAAAAGGAAAAAGAAAGCUUUUCAGAAUGGCUAUUUCUGUCUCUUCAGAAUGGGAUUUCUGUCUCUUUGGACCUUUCUGUACUGAUAAGACACCAUGAAAGGGUCAUAGGUUUGAUGCAUGACCUAAAUUGAACUAUAGUUUCCUUGUUUUGACAGUAAACUACAAUUGCUUGAAUUUCAAAUCCUGUACUUGUUUUCUGUAGCUGAAAUUCCUGAUCCUUAUAUGUAAUUGGUUCUAUUUUUAAAUUUACCAUUGUAUCAUGAAUUGUUCUUUAUCAUUAAAAAAAAAACUCAUUUUGGUUAUUCAGAAGUGGCCUCUAUUAUCAUUAGUUUCAGCAAGAAAUAAAGAGUAGGCCUUCCAGGUAAA